AUGAAUGCCCUCAUGCUACAUGGACCAGGAAACAUUAACCACGAAAAAGUGGCCAAGCCCGAAGCGUCCCCAGGUUCAGUCGUCGUGCGCGUCCUUGCAGCUCCAAUUUGGGACUACGUGUCCGAAGUACUCGAGGGUUCGCUUCGCUUCCCUCACGCAUACCCGCUCGUUUUCGGGACCUGCUGCGUCGGACGUAUCGACCAGGUUGGGCCUGACGUUGUGGCGUUGAAGGCAGGGCAGUUGGUGUUCUGCGAUCAUAUCGUUUACUUGCGCGAUGCGCCAGAGAAGCGCAUUGUCCUGGGCUAUCACGGUGGCCAUUCAAGCGAAGAGCUCAAGUUCUCGUCAAGCCACUACAAAAAUGGCUGUUUUGCAGAGUACGCUCGUUUCCCAGCCGAGAACGUGCACAUGAUCAAUGAACAGCGCAUCGCGCAACUUGGUAUCACGCCGUCACAGAUGUGUGAGAUUUCCAGCGUCAUGUCUGCGAUCGGCGCCGCCAAUGCCAUUCACAUCCGACCAGGCGAUACGGUGCUCGUGAUGCCCGGAACGGGGUUUUUCAGCUCCAGCGCCAUCACUGCCGCUCUGGGUCUCGGCGCCGCCAAUGUUGUCGUGACGAGCCGGAGCAAAGACACCCUUGACGCCCUGGUGGCCCAUUUUGGAGAGGAUGGCAAGCGUAUCACACCGCUUGUGCUCUCAGGAGAGGCAAUGGCCGACGCCGAUGUCCUGCGCUCCGCUACACUGGAUGGGAAGGGCGCUGACGCUUACAUUGACUUCUCAUCUCCCAAGAUGGUUGAAUCUUCCCACUUUGAAGCUGGGCUACGCAGCUUGAAACGCUUUGGAAGAUGCUGCUUAGCCGGCGUGAUUCCGGGAAACUUGCCGUUGCCAUACUUGACCAUCAGGGCGAACUCCAUCUCAGUCGUUGGCUCGUUUGCGCAGAACCGGCAAGAUGUCGAGCUCACGAUUCGACUUAUCGAAGCUGGAAACCUGACGCUGCGCAAAGAUGUUGCUGGGGAAUUUGGUCUGGGGGAUCUGGACAAGGCAUUGAAGCUUGCAAAAGAGGUUCCGGGCUGGGGACAGAUGGUUGUCAUGACACCGUGA
This is a messenger RNA of Metarhizium acridum CQMa 102, 1095 nucleotides long. Lineage: Eukaryota; Fungi; Ascomycota; Sordariomycetes; Hypocreales; Clavicipitaceae. The record is from RefSeq and is a predicted model, not a curated record.